Messenger RNA from Aspergillus novofumigatus IBT 16806, 602 nucleotides. RefSeq lists its product as uncharacterized. The transcript has a single exon. Lineage: Eukaryota; Fungi; Ascomycota; Eurotiomycetes; Eurotiales; Aspergillaceae. Bases 107 to 418 code for a protein of 103 amino acids. The record is from RefSeq and is a predicted model, not a curated record.
AAUCUCCAUCACAUCUGGGGUUGUCAUGUUUUAGAUUAUAUUUUGCACGAGGCAUAUCACGAGUAAAGCAUCAUUCCGGCUACCCUUGUAAGCUCGAGCUUCAUAAAUGGAGAUAGUAAGUACAGCAAUUGGGGUGGUUGGGUUGGCCACCCUAUUUAAUACUUGCAUAGAGACCCUGGAUACACUCGCCGCGGCUGCAAGACACAGCGUCGAUCGCGAGAUCCUCCAGACAAAGAUUGAAAUUGAACGGCUACGACUUAUUAUCUGGGGACCAGGGCUGACUAAUAUCGACCCUAAUCAACCCGAAGAUGAGAUCAUGAGACUGCCAAUGAACUCGACCUUCUCGACGAAUCCCUCCGAGGCGCGCCCUGCGACCGGCUGUGGCAGGCCUUUUAGCCUGCUUCGCCCACUAUAUUGAUAUUGAACAGCUCCAGAGCCGAUAUGGCCCGAUAGCGCAGAAGGAAAGUCAAGUCAAGCAAAGUAUACCGGCGUCGACAGAAGCACCAACGCGAGAGAUCGUCAAGGUUCGCAGAAGGAAGGCUCGGCAUCGUGUAUCCCGAGGCCUCAUGUUGGAAUGUCCGCUCUGUGUUAGGCAAGGUGCU